GAGUUGCUCCUCUCUCCUGCUGUCCUGCUCUGUGGUAAGUCUGCAGAGCAAAAGCUUUCUGACGAAGAAUUCAACAGGAGUUGCGGACGAAAAAAGGAGCUGGUUUCUUUCACCAACUCAGGAGGUUCAAGCCCUGCAUUCUGAGGCUUCAUCUGCCCUCCCUCAUCCUCCCCCGUCUCCUGUCUGAGCCCUGCACCUGUUCUGACUCGUCAGCCAGGUGAAGGGGAUCCUCUGGCCUGGUGCUGUUUUUUCAGCUGACCGUAGCUGCGGGGCAAUUAGGAACCCAGUCUAUUCAUUUGGGUGGAUUGCUGCUUUGCUCUGUAUCCCUCUAUCUGUCUCUCUGUCUAUAUAACCCACCCCCCUGCAUAUCCCUACCCCCCUCCCACUCCAUCUCCGUCUAGCCCAGUCUGAGCCUGGUUGACACUGUGGCUGUGAGUUCGUGUGGAGCUGCAGCAAUUUCCGUGCUGGAGUAAAGGUGUGGAUCACAUUGCAAAGACACGGGGAAGGAAAAUAAUUAUUCUGGUGGACGAAGUUGGAUUGAGCAUUGGACGGCAGAGAUAGAAAAGUGAAAAACUACAAACCAAAGAAUUCUGGAGUUGGAAGAGCAGCAGGUAUGAAAAGCCACACUGUGGUUGUGUCAGUGGCUCUGCUGGCCCUGUGCUGUCUGCUGAUCCCCAGAGGAGGGGAGAGCGCUGGAGGGAUAGUUUCUCUCCGGCAGACUGCAGGGGAGAAGCAGGCAGAGGAUCAGUUGCGAGAGGAGUCCCUGGAUGACCCAGAAAGUGAGCAAGGACUCACAGUGGACCCCAACCCACUGGGAAGCAGCAACAAGGACAAGAGAGACACAGAGGAGGCUGCACGGGUUGGUUUUUCAGGCAGGGUGAGGAGAGCACCAGAUGAAGGCAAAAAGAAGAAGAAGGACAAGAAGAAGAAAAAAGAGCCAAAGGACCCCAACGCCACCAAAAAGCCUAAAACUGACAAGAAGGGAAAGAAGAAGGACAGGAAGACAACCACAACUCUACCACCAACCACAACAUUUAUACCGACUGAACCACCCACUGAACCAUACACGGACUACCCAUAUCCUGAUGUUGACAAUGAUUACUGGAAACCAGAGGAUGACUACUGGGAGGCAGAGCCCACACCACCAAGGCCUCAGCCCGAGGCUCCCAUCACAGAUCUUCCAUACGACGACUGGAAGCUGGAGGAGGAAGACCCAGCCGCCCCAGUGACAGACAUUUACGAUGACUACUGGAAACCAGAGGAGAAAGAGCCAUCCACUCAGGCGCCUGACGUCUAUGAUGACUACUGGAAACCAGAGGAGAAAGAGCCGUCCACUCAGGUGCCUGACGUCUAUGAUGACUACUGGAAACCAGAGGAGAAAGAGCUGUCCACUCAGGCGCCUGACGCCUACGAUGACUACUGGACACCAGACGACAAAGAACCAUACGCUCCUGUGACUGAUAACUAUGACAGCUACUGGAAAGAGGUGGACCCGACCCCCUCUGGCCCUGAGGUUGAUGGGAAGACAGAUGAAACCGAUUACUGGGACUCUACAUUUGAGGUGCCGGAGAAUCUUCCAUUCCCUGAUGGUAAAGAGGUCAGCCCUGAAAUCAUAGUAGAAACUCUACCAGAGGAACCCACUGCUACUCCUCCCCAUGAGGGAACGUGGUAUGAUGAUUACGACGAGUAUGGAAUGAGGAGGAAAGAAGACGAGAAUGACGAUAAAUGGAUGGAGAAGGAGAGAGAGAGAGCAGCAAAAGAAAGAGCAAGGGAAGAGAAAGAGAGAGCACAGAAGCUGAAGGAGGCAGAGGAGCGGGCCAGGAACAGACCACGUGUCUUCAAAGAGCCAAAGAAGUGUCCCCCCCUUGGGAUGGAGUCCCAUAAGAUCGAGCCAGACCAGCUUACAGCCUCCUCUAUGUCUCAGUAUAGUUUUGCACCUCAGAGGGCGCGCCUCAACAUGCAGGGCUCAGAUGAUGAAGAAAACAUGAGAGGUGGAGCGUGGUGUGCAAACUCAGAGGACAGAAACCACUGGUUUGAGAUUGAUGCUCGCAGGGAUACGGAGUUCACAGGAGUCAUAACACAAGGACGCGACUCUUCAAACGAGAGUGACUUUGUGAUGUCCUACUUCCUGGCCUUCAGCAAUAACAGCAGAGAAUGGACCACCAUCCAUGACGGAUACACUGACUGGUUGUUCUUUGGAAACAGUGAUAAGGACACUCCGUUGAUGAACCAACUGGCAGAGCCUGUGCUGGCCCGUUACAUUCGGAUCAUCCCUCAGAGCUGGAACGGCUCUCUGUGUAUGAGGCUGGAGGUCCUCGGCUGCCCACUACCCGAUCCAGUGGAUGCUCAGUACAGGCAAAAUGAAGUCACUCCAGUAGAUUACUUGCAGUUCAAACAUCACAGCUACUCAGAGAUGGUUUCACUCAUGAAAUCAGUGAAUUCAGAGUGUCCCAACAUCACCAGUAUCUACAGCCUGGGCCGCAGCUCCAAGGGACUGGAUAUCAUGGCCAUGGUCAUCUCUGGCAACCCCACUGAGCACGAAAUAGGGGAGCCAGAGUUUCGCUUCACGGCAGGUCUCCACGGAAACGAGGCAGUGGGUCGGGAGAUGAUCAUGCUUCUUAUGCAGUACCUGUGCAAAGAGCACAAAGACAGAAACCCCAGAGUCCAGCGUCUGGUGGAGGGAAUACGCAUCCACCUGGUGCCAUCGCUCAAUCCUGACGGACAUGUGGAAGCUUUUGAAGCGGGAUCGGAGCUGAGUGGGUGGACCACGGGACACUUCACUGAUGACGGCAUCGACAUCUUCCAGAACUUCCCAGACCUGAAUAGUAUCCUGUGGGAUGCUGAAGAUAAGGGCAUGGUGCCCAAACUCACCCCAAAUCAUCACAUGCCCAUACCAGAGAACUUUGAGACAAACUCGAUUGCUGUGGAAACUAAGGCCAUAAUCUCCUGGAUGAAAAGCCAUCCAUUUGUGUUAGGUGCAAACUUCCAGGGCGGGGAGUCAAUUGUAGCCUAUCCUUAUGACAGCUUGCGUCUCAACAAGCCUGCCGAGAGCCAGAAACCCCACAGCCGCAAGAAGAGACAGUACGAAGAAGGAUUUGAUGAGUGGGGAAGGGGCUACCAUGAGGAGCCAGAGGAAGACUGGAGAGGAAGGGGAUAUGCAGAGCCAGAAGAGGAGUGGAGGGGCCAGGGCUACGACCAAGGCCGCGACCAAGGCUAUGACCGCAACCAAGGUUACGAACGUGGCUAUGACCAGAACCAAGGUUACGAACGUGGCUAUGACCAGAAUCCAGGUUAUGAACGUGGCUAUGACCAGAAUCCAGGUUAUGAACGUGGCUAUGACCAAAAUCAAGGUUAUGAACGUGGCUAUGACCAGAAUCAAGGUUACGAACGUGGCUAUGACCAGAACCAAGGUUAUGAGCAUGGCUACGACCAGAGCCAAGGUUAUGGCCACAGAGAGGAAGAAGAGGAAGAUAGAGGAAGAAGUGCCGGCUAUCAGUACUCUGAGCCUGAAGAUGAGCCUCGGGUGAUUGCAGACGAGUCCCUCUUCAGGUGGCUGGCUGUCUCUUACGCUUCCACACACCUGACCAUGACACGCAGCUUCCACGGCUCCUGCCACGGAGACACCGAUGCAGGGGUGCAUGGCAUCAUCAACCGAGCCAAAUGGAAGCCAAUCACAGGGAGUAUGAAUGACUUCAGCUACCUACACACCAACUGUUUUGAGUUGUCCAUAUUCCUGGGAUGUGAUAAGUUCCCCCAUCAGAGUGAUUUGGCCAAUGAGUGGGAGAAGAACAGAGAAGCAAUGCUCAUCUUCAUGGAGCAGGUGCACCGUGGCAUCAGAGGCAUCGUCAAGGAUCAGCAGGGGAACCCCAUUGCAAAUGCCACUGUAUCUGUAGAGGGGAUAAACCAUGAUGUCACUACAGCACCAACAGGGGACUACUGGCGGCUGCUUAACCCGGGAGAGUACCGCGUGACUGCUCGAGCGGAGGGCUUCUCCUCUGUGACCAAACUCUGUGUGGUGGGUUACCAGUCAGGAGCCACCGCCUGCAGCUUCAACCUUGCCAAGUCCAACUGGGACCGCAUUAAACAGAUCAUGGCCCUCCAUGGCAACAAGCCAAUUCGACUCAGCUAUAGCAACAACAGAGCACAGAACCCUGCAGUUGCUAAUGGCAACAGGCGUGUGGUUAAUGGCAACAAUGGGUAUUCACCGGAUUCACGAGGCGGCUCUGAACGGCAGAGGAGGCUCAGGAUAGCUCGUAUCCGUCGCCUUCGGCAACAGAGAUUACUGAAGCUAAGAUCAACAACGACGUUACUCCCGACAACCAUUAUUCCCACAACUCCAGAGACCACGACAUCCUGGUAUGACUCGUGGGUCAUAGGGGAGGGACAGACUUCGACGCCUGGUGGUUUCACAGACUCCAUCCUGGAUUAUAACUAUGAGUACAAGAUUGAUGACUAUUAAUCUUAAAAACACACUGCCAAUUUCAGUAAGCUGUCCUUUCCUAGAAGUAGUUCUCAUUGCCAAGUUGUCCUCCGAGUAGGCUGAUGAAGAAUCAAAUGAGGGAUCCUGUCUUUGUAUGACAAAUAAGCAAUGGGAAUGUACAGAAUAUUAACUACAUAGUUGUAUAAAGAUAGUGUAUCUAUUACUUAACAAAAUGCCUCUGCACAAAAAUUUACCGUUCAUCAUGAUAGUAUUUCUGUUUCAUUUUCAAUCUUUUUGCUUCAUGAAAAGUUGUUUAUUGUGGAUGCACAUUAAAAAGAGUUGUUUGGGUUUUUUUACUUCACCAUGGCAGUUUUUUUUUUUUUUUUUUUUUUU
Anoplopoma fimbria (sablefish) is the source of this 4813-nucleotide messenger RNA. It is a transcript of the gene aebp1b, whose product is annotated as AE binding protein 1b. The record is from RefSeq and is a predicted model, not a curated record. The coding region runs from base 614 to 4459 and encodes 1281 amino acids. Gene Ontology annotation, molecular function: metallocarboxypeptidase activity; zinc ion binding; RNA polymerase II transcription regulatory region sequence-specific DNA binding. The transcript has 22 exons. Lineage: Eukaryota; Metazoa; Chordata; Actinopteri; Perciformes; Anoplopomatidae. Gene Ontology annotation, biological process: proteolysis; negative regulation of transcription by RNA polymerase II.